This is a messenger RNA of Trichomonas vaginalis G3, 558 nucleotides long. Its product is annotated as organellar and viral DNA polymerase type B. The transcript has a single exon. The record is from RefSeq and is a predicted model, not a curated record. The coding region runs from base 1 to 558 and encodes 185 amino acids. NCBI's taxonomy places the organism in Eukaryota, Parabasalia, Trichomonadida, Trichomonadidae.
AUGGACAAAGACUGCGAUAUGGUAUAUAAAAAUGUUUCUGACAUAUACAAAUCUGAAGAAUUUAAGACCUACGACAACUUUGUUUCGUUAGUUGCAAAAUGUGUAUGGCAGAUAAGAGAUAAAGAUAAAAGAGGUAAAGUAUGGAACGAACAGAUAAAACCAGCAACUUUUGAGUUAAAGAAAACCAUUGACGCCUUAGUCAUACUUGCAGGUUUUAUUUCAAUGUACAAUGCUAAAAUGAACCCACAAUGUUCAAAAUGUAAAGCAGCAAUGAGGAAAUAUAACUACUCCGUCAAAGAGAUAGAAAGAAUGCGAAACGACUAUGCUGAUUUAAAGGAAGAAGCAGAGAAACCAGCAGAAGAUAAAAUGGACAUGUUGACAUUUCUGAACAAAAACUAUCCAACUGCUGACGAUUUCCUUCUUUCAGAUGUCAAGAAGAAAUAUAAAGAAACCUUCGGCAUUGUUAAAACAUUCGAUAUCCUCAGCGAAGAAAUCGAAGCUACAAAACUGUUUAGGAUUUCAAAUAUACAUCGUACAAUUCAUGUAAAACGCUUGUGA